UUGUGACGGGAGUUGUAGUUUCGGGAACGGAGCCUGGCCAGCCGCAGAGACCGCCGGGAGCGAGGGGGCGGUUACAGGGAGUGGGCGCGCACGUUUCCAUGGCCGGGGCUCGAGUCCACUUCUGGGCUAUUUGCGCGCUGCGGGUGGCGCUGGCCACCGUCUACUUCCAGGAGGAAUUUCUAGACGGAGAACGCUGGCGCAACCGAUGGGUGCAGUCCACCAAUAAUUCCCAAUUUGGGCAUUUUAGACUCUCGUCGGGGAAGUUUUAUGGUCAUAAAGAAAAAGACAAAGGUCUGCAGACCACUCAGAAUGGCCGCUACUACGCCAUCUCGGCCCGCUUCAAGCCCUUCAGCAACAAGGGGCGGACCCUGGUCAUUCAGUACACGGUGAAACACGAGCAGAAGAUGGACUGUGGCGGGGGCUACGUGAAGAUCUUCCCAGCAGACGUGGACCAGAAGAACCUGAGCGGAAAGUCCCAGUACUAUAUUAUGUUUGGACCCGAUAUUUGUGGAUUUGAUAUUAAGAAAGUUCAUGUUAUUUUAUAUUUCAAGAAUCAGUAUCACGCAAACAAGAAAUCAAUCAGAUGCAAGGUAGACGGCUUCACACACCUCUACGCCCUGGUUUUAAGACCAGAUCUCUCGUACGAAGUGAAAAUCGACGGCCAAGUAAUUGAGUCGGGAAACAUCGAGUACGACUGGAAUUUGACGUCACUGAAGAAGAUGGCGAAGUCCUCGGCAGAGCCUGAAGACUGGAGUCAGGUCAAAGAAGAAAAGGCCCAGGACUGGGAGAAGCAUUUUCUGGACGCUGGCGCCAGUGAACCAAGUGACUGGAACAGUGAGCUGGAUGGGGACUGGCAGGCACCGAUGCUCCAGAAGCCACCCUACCAGGACGGCCUGAAGCCAGAGGGCAUCGACAAGCACGUCUGGCUGUACCAGAAGAUGAGGGGCACCAGCUCCCUGAUGGAGUACGACCUCUCGGAGUUUGAGAACAUCGGCGCCAUCGGACUGGAGCUCUGGCAGGUGAGGUCCGGCACCAUCUUUGACAACUUCCUGAUCACAGAUGAUGAAGAGUACGCUGAGAAUUUUGGCAAGGCCACCUGGGGCGAAACCAAGGGACCAGAGAGGGAGAUGGAUGCCAUUCAGGCCAAGGAGGAAGUGAAGAAGGCUCGGGAGGAAGACGAGGAGGAACUCCUGGCAGGAAGGUUUCAAGGGCGGGAGAGUCACUUCAGUCGAUUCCACCAGCAGCAUAAUGAGCUCUGACCAGUCGCCCGCCUCGUAGGGAAAGGUGCCUGGUAAACAAAAAACCCCUUGUUCCUGCUUGGACACAUUUAAAGGUUCAAAUGUCUGCAUGGUAA
Molecule: messenger RNA, 1354 nt
Organism: Oryctolagus cuniculus (rabbit)
Lineage: Eukaryota; Metazoa; Chordata; Mammalia; Lagomorpha; Leporidae
Gene: CALR3
Product: calreticulin 3
Biological process (GO): protein folding; ERAD pathway
Cellular component (GO): endoplasmic reticulum; endoplasmic reticulum membrane
Molecular function (GO): calcium ion binding
Source: RefSeq, a predicted model, not a curated record